GUCAGUCAUUGAGCAAACCAAGCGCUGAGCGGCAGCACUGCACCUAAAACACUGUUUGCGAGCGCCACAUCUACCUUAGAUUCAAUCUCUGCUUUUUCCUCGUUAUUCCUAGACUCAACGCAGAUUCUCCCUCUCAGCGGUACAUGCAACUGAUACCACUCUGAACACAAGAGCUGGGGACAGUCUGCCUCUCCACACAGCAACCUUGCAACGAGGUGUUAACUAGCCUACCUUCCUUUCCAUGCGACUCCGUUAUCUCCGGUGCUUUCGCCAGCCUGCCAUUGAAAAGUUUCGGUUUUGAGGAUAAACGAAAUCUACGACCUUCAAAGGGAUUGUUUAUAUUAACACGGUGACCUGAGGAGGAUGACCCCGCAGUGAGACUGGACCCUUCCGUGAGGACCCACCUUCCCCUGACCUGCGUGUCCAGAGCCGCCUCCCGCAGCCCGGACACCCCGCCCCACUCCUUCUUCUCUCAGCCCCUCCUCUGGGCCCAGGAACCCCCCUCCUCAGGUACCAGGAUGGACCUGCACCGGGCCGCUUUCAAGAUGGAGUCGUCCUCUUACCUGCCCAACCCACUGGCAUCUCCAGCCCUCAUGGUGCUGGCAUCCACCGCUGAGGCCAGUCGCGACGCCUCCAUCCCCUGCCAACAGCCCCGCCCCUUCGGCGUGCCCGUCUCCAUGGGCGAGAAGGACAUGCACCUGCCCUUCAACAACGGCUCCUACACCUUCGCCUCCAUGUACCACCGUCAGGGAGCCGUCCCCGGGGGCUUCCCCAACCGGGACUUCCCCUCCUCCCUGCUGCACCUGCAUCACCAGUUUGCCCCCCCAAACCUGGACUGCUCCCCCAUCAGCAUGCUGAACCACAGUGGGGUGGGGGCCUUCCGACCCUUCGCCUCCCCUCCAGACGACCGUGACGGGGCAGGGGGCUACCAGUCUGCCUUCACCCCAGCCAAGCGCCUCAAAGGCUGCCUGGAUGCAGACGCCUCUCCCCACCUGCGAUACACGGACGCUGAGGGUAAAGAGUAUGACUUUGGGGGGGCACAGAUCCCCUCCAGGUCCCCAAGUGCCCUUAAAGCAGUGGAGGACGCUGGGAAAAAGAUUUUUGCAGUGUCAGGCCUGUUGUCCGACCGCGAGACAUCAUCGAGCCCAGAGGACCGCAUCGAACGCUGUAAGAAGAAGGUGUCUCUGUAUGACAGCCAGGCCCCCAUCUGUCCUAUCUGCCAGGUGCUGCUGCGUCCAGGAGAACUGCAGGACCACAUGGAGCAGGAAAUGGAGCGCCUCACCCACAUGCACCUCAGUAAGAACCCAUCACACGGACACAAGGAUGGCAGUGUGGUUCCAGGAACUCCUAAGUCCAUGCUGUUGUCAGUGCACAUCAAACGCGAGGGAGAGUCACCGGUGGUCUCCCCUCUCUCUUCUGAAGAUGCCCACCACUCCGACAGAUACCAGACAUUUUUACGAGUGCGAGCAAAUAGGCAAACGCGACUGAAUGUCGAUGACCUCUGCUGGUGCAGGCGCUACACCAAGGAAAGUGUCAAAAGUGCUCCCCUUGGACUGCACAAUGGAGGCCCCCUUGCCCCCUGCUGCAUUCGCCACGCCCGGAUUGGGAAGAUGAAGCGCCGGAAGCCAGAGGAUGGGCAGGUAUGUCCACUGUGCAGCGCGCCGCUGGCAGGGACAGAGGAGGAAAUGAGUAGGCAUGUGGAACAAUGUCUGUUCAAGAGGGAGGGUGCAUUUGCUGAGGAUGACUCUGCAGACAUGGAUGGAGAGAACGGGACCCGCUUCGAGGAGUACGAGUGGUGCGGCCAGAAGAGGGUCAGAGCUACCACCCUGCUGGAAGGAGGCUUCAGAGGAACAGGCUUUGCCAUAUGCAGCACGAAGGAGAACCAUGACAGCGACGCCGACCUGGACGUGGAUGGAGACGACACGCUGGAGUACGGCAAGGCCCAGUACACAGAGGCAGACAUCAUUCCCUGCUCCGGAGAGGACCAAGGAGAAGCCAAAGAACGGGAGGCCCUGCGCGGCGCAGUGUUGAAUGGUGGAAUGCCAUCCAACAGAAUAACGCCGGAGUUCUCCAAAUGGGCCAGUGAUGAGAUGCCCUCCACGAGCAACGGAGAGAGCAGCAAACAGCAGCUGCCUCAGGACCCCAACGCUGCCUGCUCAUCCUCCAACGCGCCCCGGACCUGUAAAAACAGCGAAAUAGAGAAGAUCACAGAGGGCUCGAAAGCCACCACGUUCGAAGCACUAAAGGCUCGUAUCCGGGAGCUGGAGAAACAGAUCCUUAGAGGAGACAGAUAUAAGUGUCUCAUCUGCAUGAGGAAGAGAUUCCAAACAGACAGGGCUGAAGACAAGAAUCUGGGCCAAUCGGGGCGGGCCCUCGCGGUAACAGCGCCCAAUGAGAGGCGGGUUGCUGAGAGCUGUUCUAAGCCCCUCCCCCCGCUCAGCAUUUACUGUUUGUAUAGAGGCUACGUUAUGGGCGGCGGCGGGAUUAAACGGCUGCUCCCGCUCCGGAGGGACUCGUACACGAUGCCCCUCACCUCCAUCCAGUGCUGGCACGUCCACUGUGAGGAAUGCUGGCUCAGGACUCUGGGAAAUAAGAAACUGUGCCCACAAUGCAACACCAUCACGUCGCCAGGAGAUCUAAGGCGCGUCUACUUGUGAAGAAGACUACGCCUGCCCUGACUGGGCCUCCAUCUCCAACCCCCUCCUCCCUCCAUUUUUUCCCUCUUCUUAUUUCCAUUUGUUCUCACCGUUUUUGUUUUGGGGUAUGUGAAGCCGCCCUCAUAGCUUAAAGAGACGAGACUGAUGUCUUGAUUGACUCUUCCGAUCAGGGGAGGACUGACUGACUGACUGACUGAUCAACCAACCCGGUUUGAGAACAGAACCGAACCCAGUGGUCCAUUAUGACUGAGUGUUCUCAGAAUGACAAAUAAACCAACCACCCCUCACUGGCUCCCUCCACCCUCCAGCCUGUCCUCUAUUGGUGGGUGGUCCACUCCACACUUCUGGUUCUGUGUGUUUUGAUCCUUUAGCUCUCAGGCGACCCAGCUUUACACUGUUGUGCUACUCAUGGUGCCCCCCUCCCCUGCUUGCCUCAACAUCAUCUCUGCUGAAAGGUGUGUUCAGGUGGGAGGAGGUGGUGUUGUAACUCCCCCCCUUUUACCAUCACUGCUCGCUGUGUGUAGAAAACCCAUCUUGGUUCAAGCCAUCAGGACAGCCAAGCUAGACAUUGAGCUGGCCGCCGGUCGUCACACCCUGCUUGAAGGCCUGGUAAGGGGGAAAGGAAAACAAGCAAUUCUUUGAGCUUUCUACCAAACCCACAACCUCGGAACAUCCAGAGGAUCCUCUUCUUUUCAACCUCUUUUUUUCCUUCCUUCCUUCUUUUGUGGUGUUAAAUCGUGAAGUCAACCAAAUUCCAAGAAUCAGUGCAAGCACAUGUAUAAUAGUGUAUGUUAGUUUACAGUGUUGUGUGUAAAUGACAUAGCGCUUACACUUGUAUACAUAUGUGCACACAUGCUUACACACAUUCACACAUGCGCGCACACACUCACAAAAGUAUAUAUUAAUAAAGUCCAGUUUUUAGUUUGAGUUUUGGGGAAGGGUAGCGAAUGAUGUUUAAUCAAUGUGAAAAAGAAAGCCCUCUGUAUUUUUCAACCGAUGUUGUCAUCUUGAGGUUGAAGUUGUAUUUCAUUGUACAGGAAUAGAUUUAAGUCACAAUAAUAAUAAUAAUAAUAAUAAACUACUCAAAACUAGAAAUUCAAGGUUUAGAUGGUGUACGUUUUUCCUUCAACUAUACAGUAAAAGCUGUCGAAGUUUUAAACCUAAAGCAAGGAGUAUAUGUUUAUUUUAUUUUAUGUUUGUUUUUAUGGAAUGGAACGGUUCAAAUCGCUCUAACCCUAGACGAGGGGAGAUGAUGGCUUUGAAUUGUUACGUAACUGCAACGCUGGCCAAUUGAACAGCUGUUUUCUAAAUCACAACCGGGAACGCAGUUGAGUUAACCUCCACCUCCGCUGCUUGUCCUCAGUUGAACAGCCUACGUGUUGAGUUAACCUCCACCUCCGCUGCUUGUCCUCAGUUGAACAGCCUACGUGUUGAGUUAACCUCCACCUCCGCUGCUUGUCCUCAGUUGAACGUGUUGAUCAUAUCACUUAGCUUUUCUGUUUUGGCCUCCACUCUGAUAAAGCCUCAUAAGAUGCUUCUACUCCAGAAAUGUUUUUCCAUUGUGCGACCCAGCCAGGCUUCCAACCUGGCAACUCGUCAAGGCAGGUCCUUCCCAUCUGUGAAGGAAGGAGCGGUGGGCCGACAUGUUGGCCCAGCCCAGCCCACUCUGACUGCCCAAGCCCAGUUACUGAACACUUCCCCACAGCAAGGUGUUGUGCUUUGUAGUUGUAAAACGAUGUAUCCUGUGAUGUCUGUAUUGAUGUAAGCUGACAAAAAAGAAAGAAGAAAUUAAAGGUUUAUGACUGAAUUCAAACCCCCAAUGAAAACCCUGCAGAUAUAUUACAGGGUUAAAGUUCCCUGUCACUGGGACGGGUUUCUGUCAUGGAUUAUUUUUUUCUUUGUAUUUUUUUCUAAAAUCUUGAAAAGGACUGGAAUUGGUCAAACUCUCAAAUUAUCCUCUUUUCCUAAAUGCAUGAUGGUCAUGAAAGGGGAGGUUAAUUUGCCCCAGACAAUCGAUCUGAGAUCGACUUAAGUUUCAGUCAUGGGAUUUUUUUGUUGCUUUAACCCCUGUAAAUUAACACACGUGCAGAACAGAAAUGUAAAAUGUUCAGUGAAGGGGAACAAUAGAUGAUGGCUUUAAUCACAAAUGCAAAGCGUUGGAUAUUUAUUUCAGUCCAGACCUUCUGGUUUCCAUUCACGUCCAUGUUCUUCAUGGACUAGCGUUUUCAGAACUGUCUCCAGUUUAGUGUUCAUUGCGUUUUUUGUUUAGGUCUAAGAUUGUCUUUGAUCAUAUCCCUCCAUUGUGGAUUUAGAUGCUAUUUUACAACCAUUAUUUGAGUCAUAAUGAUGGCUGCAUUGUAGACACACAGCAGAUUUGUUUUCAUAAAAGCAGUAUACAACAUCUUUAGUAAAAUAUUAUUGUUCCUCUAAAAGGAAUGUUCUGGAGCAGCCUGUUAGAAGGGAUGAUCACAGGCUCGUAGAACCUCAAAGGAUCUGUAGAACAAUUCCACAUUGUUACAAAGAUUUUUUCCCAAUACCUCUGUUCAUUCAUACAGUACAUGUAUGUAUAGGUUUUUGUUCUAGUUUCACUUUGUAGUCACUUGUACAGGUAACCAUGCAUAGGCAAAUGAACACAUAGAGCUGUGCUAUGGUAUGUGUGGGGCACCUUUGAACCCAUAAUAGGAUGUUUGAGCUUACUGCACCUGUGUGACAAGACAAGUUCUGUGAAUCUGCUUCACAACACUGUUGAGAAUUAAGGGUUAAGGUCUUCUCUCACUUUGUGGUUCCUUCCUUCAACUGGAGAUUUAUUUCAACCUGCCCCAAAGAUGACAAAUUGCACAAGAUGAUUGUGUCAAAUAAUUUGUGUCUUGUAUAUUCUUGAAAAUGGUACGUGUCUUUCCCGUUUGUAAACUACAUUUGACAUUAAUUAAAUGAUUGUAAAUCAGAA
Messenger RNA from Coregonus clupeaformis (lake whitefish), 5604 nucleotides. Its product is annotated as E3 ubiquitin-protein ligase RNF220. Gene Ontology annotation, biological process: protein ubiquitination. Gene Ontology annotation, molecular function: metal ion binding; ubiquitin protein ligase activity. Lineage: Eukaryota; Metazoa; Chordata; Actinopteri; Salmoniformes; Salmonidae. The coding region runs from base 519 to 2657 and encodes 712 amino acids. The transcript has 16 exons. The record is from RefSeq and is a predicted model, not a curated record.